Drosophila obscura is the source of this 1906-nucleotide messenger RNA. RefSeq names its product vanin-like protein 1. The record is from RefSeq and is a predicted model, not a curated record. NCBI's taxonomy places the organism in Eukaryota, Metazoa, Arthropoda, Insecta, Diptera, Drosophilidae.
GAACUCUGUGGAUUGUCAGAAAGAUCUUGGCACUGGGCCCAAGCUGAAGAUGAACAUGAAGCUGCGGCAUUUGUUGAUUCUAUUAGCUGUUUGUGUGGCAGGCAGCUAUCAGCUGUCGCUGCCCGAUGACCCCACCUACUACGCCGGCGUUGUGGAGCACAGUGUGGCCGAGGGCACACCCAGCGAGCAGACCAGCAUUAUGUCGAAUGCAUUUCGGACCAUUAUCGAGUCGCCGGAUGCCCGGGAUCUCGACAUCAUUGUCUUUCCGGAGCACAUACUGAACAGCCGCGAGACGGCCACCUUUGUGCCGCAUGGCGCGCAGAAUGUGACGCCCUGCUAUGCCCCGGACUAUGAGGUCUUUCUGGUGGAACUGUCCUGCGCGGCCCGCUCGCGCGGCGUCUACGUCGUGCUGAAUGUCGUCGAGAAGGAGCUGUGCGCGAAUGGAGCGGGAGCGGCCACGCUGGACCCGUGUCCGCCGGCCACCGGAGUGCGGUACUUCAACACCAAUGUGGUGCUGGACAGGCGGGGGCGCGUGGUGUCGCGCUACCGCAAGACGCAUCUGUGGCGCCGCGAGUACUACAGCACCUCGGUGCUGGUGGAGCCGGAUGUGGCCAUCUUUGAGACGGACUUUGGGGUGACCUUUGGGCACUUUAUCUGCUUCGACAUGCUGUUCUACGACCCGGCCAUGCGGCUCAUACACGAGCACAACGUCAGCGACAUCAUCUACCCCACGUACUGGUUCUCGGAGCUGCCGUUCCUCAGCGCCGUGCAGCUGCAGGAGGGCUGGGCCUUUGGCAACGAUGUCAACCUGCUGGCUGCCGAUGCCAGCAACCCCUCCGGCCGCACCACCGGCUCCGGCAUCUAUGCGGGUCGGGCCGGCCGCCUCACCGCCUCCAUCAACGAGAUGCCCGCGCGCCUGCUGCUCAAGGCCCACGUGCCCAAGCGCCGUCCGGGCCUGCCCGCCUACCAGCUGCCCGCCCAGCUGGAUCCCAUCUUCCAGCCGCUGCUGGAGACCCCACGCUACACCAAGGUGGCCACCUACCGCGACUACAACGUGGACAUCUUCACCAGCACUCUGCUCGACGCGGACUUUGUGAACAUUUCGCAGCAGCUCUGCCAUGGCUCCGCCUUCUGCUGCGACUUCCACGUGCAGCGGCAGGCCUUUCCAGGCGAUGCCUCCGCCCUGCAGGCCUAUCGCUAUCGGCUUGGCGUCUACCUGGGGAACGAGACGACGCUGAUCCGAGUGGACCGCAGCGAGCAAGCCAUCUGUGCGCUCUUCGCCUGCCGCGAUGAGGAGAUCCAGAGCUGCGGCUACGUCUUUCCCGAGGCCAGUCGCGUGGGCAACAAGCAUCACUUCACCAGCAUCCGGAUCGGCGGCACCUUCCCCGCUGCACCGCGUGGACGUCGCCUCAUCAUGCCCAGCACUCUGGAUGGCCUCUUUAUGCCGGUGGCCGUCGCCCACUACAACUGGUCGGAGGCCCCCGCGGCUGCCGCCCACCCUCAGCAGGCUGUUCGUGUGGAUCUGGAGCUGAUACGGCCGCGCAACGAUAUCCUCACGUUUGCCAUUUGGUCCAACUACUACACGGAGCUGCCGUCCACCCACAAUAUGGAUCACCUGCAGCCGAAUGGUGGCGCCACGGUCACAGUCACAGUCACAGCUCCACCGCCCGCCGUCGCUCAAACGCCAGCUCCUGUUGCUGGCUCUGCAACGGAUCUGGCCUGCACUUUGUCCCUGGUAUUGGUCUGCCUGCUCUUCUCGUCUAUGGGUCCAGGUGCCGCCAACUGAAGGGCAGCUUUGCGUUCAUCGAGCAAAGGGCUGUACACACUAUGUGCAAUUAUAUUAUUAUUUUAGAUGCAAAGUCAAUGUUUCUCUUCUCAAAAUAAAGACGAAAUUUAACACAAAAGC